Pantherophis guttatus is the source of this 12528-nucleotide messenger RNA. RefSeq names its product solute carrier family 16 member 7 (gene SLC16A7). Gene Ontology annotation, molecular function: lactate transmembrane transporter activity. Lineage: Eukaryota; Metazoa; Chordata; Lepidosauria; Squamata; Colubridae. Gene Ontology annotation, biological process: plasma membrane lactate transport. The record is from RefSeq and is a predicted model, not a curated record. Gene Ontology annotation, cellular component: basolateral plasma membrane.
GGCAGCGGCAAGCUUAGAGCCAACUCAGCCCAAGCUAGAGAGAGAGAGAGAGACGAAGCCAGCCACAUCAUUUGUCCUCUCUCAAGCACCUAAAUAACAACUCAUUCCAGCUGGUGACGUAGGCCGAAAUACGCUUCGUGUUUCAUGAACAGGCUUAUCAGCAUGUCAGGUUAUGUGGAACUUUUCAGAUAUGCAGCCUGACACAGUAAUGCUCAAUGUCAUCUAGUGCCUGCCAGUAUAUAUUUCUACAUAUUAAGCAUAGUUACAAGAAAAAAAAGAAAUGCCACCUUCAACAACAGCACCGCAAUAUGCUCCCCCUGAUGGAGGAUGGGGUUGGGUCGUCGUCUUUGGAGCUUUCAUCUCCAUUGGAUUUUCCUAUGCAUUCCCUAAAGCCAUCACAGUGUUCUUCAAAGAGAUACAAGAGAUCUUUGGCACAUCAUAUAGCGAGAUAGCGUGGAUAUCAUCAAUCAUGUUGGCUGUUAUGUAUGCAGGAGGCCCUGUGAGCAGUAUUUUGGUGAACAAAUAUGGCAGUAGGCCAAUCAUGAUUGCUGGGGGGAUACUGGCUUCAUUUGGAAUGAUUGCCUCUUCGUUCUGCAACAGCGUCUUGCAACUUUACAUAUGUGUUGGUGUAAUUGGAGGUUUGGGUUUGGCUUUCAACUUGCAACCUGCCUUGACGAUGAUUGGCAAAUAUUUUUAUAAAAAGCGUCCUAUUGCUAAUGGACUGUCCAUGGCGGGAAGUCCUGUCUUUCUAAGUACUCUGGCACCCCUGAAUCAGUUUCUUUUUAAUGCUUUUGGUUGGAAAGGAAGUUUCCUCAUUCUGGGAGGACUUCUUUUAAAUUGCUGUGUGGCUGGGUCACUUAUGAGGCCUGUUGGACCAAAACCUGUGCAGGCUAUCAAAAAAGAUGUGGAAAAAGCAACUGAAGAUUCCACUUUGCACAAGAAUGACAAGAAAUCGGUCUGGCAAACCAUCAACAAAUACUUAGAUUUAACCCUCUUCAAACACAGGGGCUUUUUGAUUUAUUUGUCUGGAAAUGUUAUCAUGUUUCUUGGCUUCUUUGCCCCAAUUGUGUUCUUAGCUCCUUAUGCUAAGCACAAAGGAAUUGAUGAAUAUUCAGCAGCUUUUUUACUCUCUAUCCUAGCUUUUGUAGAUAUGUUUGCCAGGCCAUCAAUGGGCUUAAUUGCAAACUCCAAAUACAUCCGGCCCAAAAUCCAGUAUUUCUUUAGUUUUGCUGUUUUGUACAAUGGGGUCUGCCACAUCCUUUGCCCAUUGGCUGAAACCUAUACAGGCCUGGUUGUGUAUGCUGUACUUUUUGGACUUGCAUUCGGAAUGGUUAGCAGUGUCCUUUUUGAGACAUUGAUGGAUCUUGUUGGGGCGCCAAGAUUCUCCAGUGCAGUAGGACUCGUCACAAUUGUGGAGUGCUGCCCUGUCCUUUUAGGCCCACCUAUGGGAGGUUUGCUUGUGGACAUAACCAAAGACUACAAAUAUAUGUAUUUUGUCUGUGGUAUAAUUGUUGUUGUUUCAAGCAUUUGGCUGUUCAUUGGAAAUGCAAUCAAUUAUAGACUUUUGGCAAAAGAGAAGAAAUUAGAAGAUGAAAGACAGAAUGCCUUAAAGAAUGCUGAUUCCAAGGAAGUGGAGCCUUUGACCCACAAAGAGAGUGAAGAAGUUCUCAGCAGAUCCAGCAAAAUGCAAGACAGUCCUUCAGAAAAAGAAACAAAUAUUUAACAUAAAUAUACAUAUUUAUAAUGUUCACAGUACAUGCCAGAUGUUUUGUAGUUAUUAUAAUCAAUUACAAUACCAAAUGGCAAUAGGCAUUUACAAAACCACAUGUAUUAUAAAACACAGUAAAUUAAAUCACUGUUCUGUUCCUUCUAAAAAGAGAGAAGGGUACAGAAAGAGUCUUCCCAGAACUGCAUUAAAAUGUUUUUCUCUUCCAUCACACUGCCCUGGUAACAACUGACUUCUGUUAAAAUGUCUAGCUAUUCAUAGCUAGACUAAACUUUUUGGAUCUUGCCUUCAAGCAACCUGUACCUGUCCAGGAGUGCACAAUAAUUGCAACAAGGAAAUAAUCUAUUUCCUUGUAUGUAUCUGGUAUAAGAAAGGAGGAUUAUGCUGGAGUCUUUCAAAAUUCCAUUGUUUAUUCUGCUCUACAUUAGUUGGAGCAGGAUUUGGCAUGGUAUUUUAUUUUGGUGUCAUGUAUGCUAGGGCUCCUGCAGAAUUUGAUGAGUUGCUUAAAUAUAAAUCCCAAACAGGGUAGUGCCGUGACAGUAGGGUCUUCCUUUAACAAAUAUUCUUGCUCCAACAAUGCCUCACCAAAAAAAGUGCUACUAUAGUAAAGGAAAAAAAAUGACUGUAUUGACCCAUGUCUACUGAUCGUUUCACAAGAUUAUUUUGUGUGGGAGGGGUUGUUUGAUUUGUUGCUUUUUUAUUGUCCACUAGAAGGAAACAGUUUAAAGUGAUAAGUUAAAAUAUGAAAGUAAAAAUGGAAUAACUCUUAAUAGCUACUUGAGUAAAAAGUGCACAAAAAUGUAUCACCACUGUUUUUAUAAUGCAUUUUUGGUAGAUCCAACUGGGUCUGUUAUCUCUGAUCAAACUUUUACUAUGUGGCUUUUAAAGACGUAUGAAAUUGUAAGUUUUAUUGCUAAAUGCAAUAAUGUUUUCAUUUUAGCGGAUAAAUAGGUUGUUCUCUCCGCUGUAAAAUCAUUAGACAUUUAAAUAUAUACAACCAGAUAUUAAAUAAUAUCUGAAAUAAUACUUAGGAUACAUUGUCUCCUCAUUGUAUAUUGUAGCUAGAUAUGCUCGCACAAAUGUUAGCAUCAGGGUAUAACUUUUGAACAACGUAUUGCCUUGUGAUCAUCACUUCACUCUGUUUGUAUUCACACUUCUUGAAACAAGCUCCCUUACCUUAUUAAAUACUCUGCCCUUGGUGAUCACUAUUUUUUUCAAGAUGUGAGUGUGAAUCAUUGCUGCAGACACACUGCUAUCUAUUAAUAAUGUUACUCUCAACAUGGAUUCAGAGUUUUCCUGUUGUAGACCAUACAGUGUUUAUAGGGAUAUCAGGGACCAGAAAAAAUAAUCAGGAGGGAGACUGCAUCAGAUUUGUGGAUUGCCAACUGGCCAUCUUUCAAUUUUUUCCCAUCUUUAGAAGCGAAAAUAUAUAUAUCUGAAUCUAAAGAUCAUAAAGCAGUAGAAGCUUUAUUUUUUUUCUUUUCCUCUUCCUUUGUGCAUGAUUAUCUGAAGAAUAAAUAAUUGUUCUAAUCGGUAACGUCCAGUUCCAGACUAGUCUACUCUGGAACAGUGGUCGUGCCUACACUGAAUUUUGGUAUAAAGACUCCAAAGAUCUCCUGUCUGAAAAUUAAAAUUAGUUGAUCAGUGCCUAGAUCUAAUCAGUUCCUCAGAUCUGAACAUCAUCAGGCAGACCUUCUCCCUUUAAAAUUCCUUUCCUUUUUAAUAAGGCACCAAGAGAUAGUAGGGGAUUGUGGAUCCCAUGAUCGUGGACCAUGAAUGAUUCUUACGCCAAGCAAAGAGUUGAGAUGGAGCUGGUCUUUCUCAAUUGGCCAAUAUGCACAUUAAGCAAUGGCUUCUGUACAUUUCUUGUAAUUGUGCUGAACUACUUUUACAAAAUGAAGCAUUCAUUCCACUAUAUUAAUUAGAAAUAGAACCCUUUGACUACCUACCCUUGUGAAGCUAUUUUCAAGGGGCACUUCACUCAAGAUCUUCAUCUAAACAAAGUUUUCAAAAAUCUGCACAGUCUAAAUUGACAUUGAAUUUCAUCAUCUUACAAUCAUAAUAUAAAGCAAGAUAAUCAAUUUUGCACAUUAAGUGGUGAAAUGCACAUGCAGUCCAUUGUUGAUUAUCUUAUGUUUUCUCCUCAUGAAACAUAGUUUUAAAAAGAUCUCAGACAUUCAACUAUCACUGAUGUUCACUUUUCUUCUUGCUACAUUAUGACUAUACUUUGUUCAAAAAGCAGUACUAUAACUCAGCUAUUUAUAAUCAAUCCUAGUUGUAAAGAUCAAGCUUGUUGUAAUGGUUAAGGCAUCAGGAUAGAAAUGGGGAGACAGUUUACUCUUGUCUCAAUUUAGGCAUAAAGCUAGCAGGAUGACCUUGGGUCAAACCCAGUGGUGAAAUCCAAAUAUUUUUACUACCUCUGGGCGUGGCUUGGUGGGCAUGGCUUGGUGGGCAUGGUGUGGCUUGGUGGGCAUGGCAGGGGAAGGAUACUGCAAAAUCUCCAUUCCCACCCCACUCCUGGGGGAAGGAAAUUGCAAAAUCUCCAUUCCCACCCCACUCUGGGGCCAGCCAGAUGUGGUAUUUGCCGGUUCUCCUAACUGCUCAAAAUUUCUGAUGCUGGUUCUCCAGAACCUGUCAGAACCUGCUGGAUUUCACCCCUGGUCAAACCCUCUCAGCCCUAGGAAUUAGGCAAUGCCAAACCUCUUCUAAAAUCUUGCCAAGAAAAGUGACUGAAGGAAUCAUGCAAGUGUGCAGUGCACACACAGAGACAUAAACAGAGCCAUAAGAAAUUAUCCCUAAAUAAGCCACAAGAUAUGCUGCUGCUUAAUAGUUGACAUCUACAACGCAAGCUGCUUAAUUCAAACACAAUAAAGCAAGGGGCAGUCUCGAUACCUGGCUUUUUAAACUUUUAAUUUUCUAACCAGAUCAGAAACAGAGCAAGCAGGAAAUAAAUGUUGGUUCAUAAAGAAAUAUUGAUUUUAUCAUCCCAGAUCACUAAUGUAAUAUGAAUUUGGAAGAUAGCUUUUUUUUGUUCUAUAUGUAAUUCUUGUUUCCAUUCUACUCAACUAUUCAUAUAGCUGCUACAAUCCACUAUAUAAUGAAUUCCUACAAGAUAAGUCUUCUAUAAUUAAUUUGGACAGUUUCCUCCACUAAAACUGCAUUUGCAAUGAGAUGUUAACAUGAUCUCUGUUCAGUAAUUAAAGUCAGACCACUUUAUUUUAUCUCAUAUAAUUCAAUAAGAUCCUCUAAAAGCAACUCAGAUGUUAACUCAUAGCUUCACCGUAGUUACCUUUAGUUCAGCUUCUUAAUGUGUCACUAUAUACAGUAGCACUCAAAUUCCAUCCUACACAAAUCUUGUUGGAUUUAGCAGCAAGUCUGAAAGGAUAUUCUAUUUCUAUUCACUUCAGGAUAACUAGAACAUAUUAUGUCAUCCACAACUUUGUGUUUCAAAAUUCUUGAUAGCAGAAGAGUAUUACUUCUACUUGAAUAUUAAAUAUUACUUAUAUUCAAGGAAAUGCCAGAGAAGCACUUUCAGGCUUCCUCGCUCAUGCCCAAUGGCCAAGAGCAGGAUUUGUCAGGAUAAUUAGAUGAAAUUUCUUGUAUUCAUCUGAAUAGGGCUCAUACUGCUGUAGAACUUGUGUAAGGGUUCCAUGAAGGGUAUACAAUUGUGAGGAAUAAUGAGAGCUAUAUUUAUGUGUCAGCAGCUGGAGCUAGGAUGAAGAAAUAGAAGGUGUGUGGGGGAUUUAAAUUUGAUUACAUUCAAUUUCAACCUAAUUAGAAUUAAUUAAAUGCACAUGGGAAUGCAUGCAUUUAGUAUUUUCCUCCUGUCAUAAUAAAACAUGCAAUUCAUUUCCAACUUUUGAAGAUUUCUGUGGCCACACUCAAAGCUUUAGGAAGGUUUUACACAUGCACUCUUCCUUAUUUUUACAUAAUGGUAAUUAUAUAUUUUCAUGCUAUACAAAGCAAUUGUCCAUUGUAAAGUGCAUAUGGUAUACAGGAUGUACAAUGUUGCCCAUAUAAGUAUAUGAAAUUACUGAGGAGUGGUGACAUCCCUGUCCCCUAUGUCAUGUUCAUCUACCUAGAUUGCACAUAGAUGAAUAAAGAAAUGUUAAAAUUGUAUGUAGAUUCCAUACAAUUUCCCUGUGAUUAGAACAGAUAGUUCUGUAGGCAGACUUUUAAGUUAAAAAUGACAUGAAAACCUCUGUUUACAUGCAGAUAGCUUAAAAAUAGUUAUAUUGUCUUUUUCAUUAGCCCUAGAAAUCUCUGAGGGUAUAAGACUACCAUCUGACCCUUAUCAACUUCUUCCACAAAACAAAAACAGUUCUAAAUCAUUUCAACCCUGUCCCUUUCAAGAGGUUUUCAGGGCCAUUACAUUGGGGGGGGGGAGUGCAGGUGUUUGCAUGUGGCCACAGUUGCCCAUUUUUGCAUGGAACACCAUGCUAGUAUAUGGGCCAUUUUAGGAGAGGUCAAGAAGCACAUUCUGGUCAGAGGUAAGAAUGCUGUCCUUGUGAGUGGUGUGAUGCCUUCUGUGCAUGUAAAUGGUGAUGAGCUUGGAUAAAUAUGAAGUCCUUAAGGAAAGAAAAGUCUUAACAAAUAUAGCAAAAUACAUUUGUUGAUUAACUAAGAGUGGAAAAAAAGACACAAACUGCCCAUAGUUGGACAUUUUGCCAUAAAUGUCUUCAAAAUGAAAAUUAAGAGCUUAGAUUCUUAAAAUAUAUGUUAGGUUUAUGUAGCAUAUAGGCAGCUUGCUAUUAGUGAGGCAGAAUGUUUUCACAUUUCAAAAUUAUUUUCUUAUAUCAAGAAUUUGUGGUUAUUUGGCAGAUUUUGAAGCAAAUUAGAGAUAGAAACACUUCUAGGUAUUUGGUUGGGUUUUUUUUUUCAACAACAAUGAACUGUGGUGGCACAUUUAUCUCAGUUGUUUUUUCCCUCCCUGCCUUCUUUGCCUUAGUGUCUUUCUUUGUAUCAUUCGCCAUUCUAACAUUUUUCUGCUUAGCUUAUAAUUAAAAUUGAAAAUGUGUGCCAUGAACUAUUGCCAUUUCAAGACCUUUGGCAUUUAAAAUACUGGCAGUUCAGUUUACUAGUAAAACAGCAAAUAAAAUUAAUUAGCCAAACAAUUGGUAUUCUAGAGCAGGUUUGUAUGUAUGUAUGUAAAAGGGACACGGUGGCUAAAGAGAUGCAGUGGCUCAGUGGCUAAGACACUGAGCUUGUCGAUCAAAAGGUCGGCAGUCCAGCGGUUCGAAUCCCUAGUGCCGCGUAAUGGGGUGAGCUCCCGUUACUUGUCCCAGCUUCUGCCAACCUAGCAGUUUGAAAGCACAUAAAAAAUGCAAGUAGAAAAAGCCUUUGGUGGGAAGGUAACAGCGUUCCAUGUGCUUUUGGCAUUUAGUCAUGCUGGCCACAUGACACGGAGACGUCUUUGGACAGCGCUGGCUCUUCAGCUUUGAAACGGAGAUGAGCACUGCCCCUUAGAGUCGGGAAUGACUAGCGCAUAUGUGCGAGGAGAACCUUUAUCUUUACCUUUAUGUAUGUAUAUUUAGCAGUGACUGAUUAUAGAUUGGUCAAGCUUUGUGUUAUUGCUAGAGACAAAAUCUAAAAAUGGCACCAUUUCUUGAGAUUGAGUGGUCUUUGUGCUGAAUUUUUAGAAGCAUUUUCUUCUAGGUUUUGGCCAUAUGAUUCUCUGCAGGUAACAACUGUUUGAGGAUAGAAGUUAUACUUAACCUUCUUGAUGGUGAUGGUGGUUGUGUAAAGGGUACAUUAUAGAGCUGGUUUGGUGUAGUGGUUAGGGUAGAAACCAGGAGACUAUGAGUUCUAGUCCCACCAUAGGCACAAAACUCACUGGGUAACUUGGGGUUAAUCACAGUCCCAGCCUCAGGAAGCAAGCAAUGACAAACCAUUUUGGAUAAACCUAGCUAAGAAAACUGUAUGGAUUUUUCCAGACAGUCACCAGAAAUCAAGACUAACUUGAAUACACACACACACACACACACAGAGGGAAGAAAGGAGGAGAGCAAAGUAAGCAGGAGAAAGAAAGGAAUGGACAAAGCUCCUUUAUUCUUCAAUAAAGAAGAAUAUUUGUAACUCAGGAUUGAAAUAAAAAGUCCUUAAUGCUCCUAAGUGCUGAGCUUGGUUGUUUUCUUACAUAUGUUUCAUUACCCAAACUAACAUCCCCAGUGCACAUGAUGAUGUUACCCAAUUUGGAUAAUGAAAUGUCUGCAAAAAAAACAAAAACAAAAAAAACAACAACAACCAAGCUCAGGGUGUAGCUAUAUGUCAAAACACGACAGGAACAUUUGAAAAAAAAAUGAGAGGAAAGUUGCAUGUGUUCAAACCUUAGAGUACAGUUGUAUAUGUUAAACUAUAUAAAAAUAGUCUUUGCUACUGAAUUUCAAUAGUUGAGAUAAGAAUUGUUUCAGGAACUACAAAAUGUGCGCUUCAUGAACAAAUGCAGCCUUUGAUGCAUCAGUUUGCCUAUAUAAUUAUCCUACAUCCUAUGAUAAACAUAGAUUUUGGAACUCUUAAGCUUGAUGUAAAAACAAGCAGUUUUAAAAAUAGGAGUUGAGUUAGAAAGCCAUCCACCUAUAGCAAAGUAAUCUGUGGGUGGUUGUUUUUAGUUCAAUUUAAAUAAAUCAUCUUUUUAUUUACUCCAUUUUGCAGCCAUAUUAUAAACAUGGAAAAAAUGAGACUGAAAGACUUAUGGAUUGUUAUCUGUAAGUCACAGUAUGUAAAUUCAUGACCCAGACUAUUCAGUUCAUCUUACCUUGGCUUUUAAUUAAUGAUAAUUUAUACAUUGCAGAACUGUAGCUUCCUUUGCAAUUAUGGCCAGGAUUAAGUAAAAGCAUUUACUGCCUGAGACAAAACAACAAAAGGAACUUUCCUCCAACAUAUCUAGGUCCACAAAAUGGAAAACUAAGUAUAUUAGCUUAGCAAUAGAGACAAAAUCAAUUGCAUUCCCACAUCCUGUUCCUUUCUCAGUAGAAAACAUAUACUCAUCUUCAUAAUAAAUACACUAACAAUUUGCUGAAAAUCAGCUUUGUUUUCCUGUCAUAUUUGCCUAGUGGUAUGUCCAAUGUAUAGUACUUCCUCAUAAUGGGUACAUCUACAACAAACAGUAAACCAUAAACACUUGUUUAUCAGUAAAUAUACUCAUGUCCAUUGAUUUAUCUCUCUAAGCAGCAUAGUAAUUAAUACUCUUAUUUCAUGCUACCUAUAGGAUACUGCAGAAAAGUAUCCCUAUGGCUCCCUCUAGAUUUAUUUUCAGGAACUUUCUCUGGCUAGUAAUUUCUAGGAUUAUCUGCAAAUUAUGACAAUUGCAUGUUUUUCUAUCCACAUCACCAUCUAGUGGGUAUGGGCAGACAUAGAUAUUAAUAGGCACAUGCAAUAGUAGCUUAUUUAUAUCUAAUAUAUAGCUGAUAGUAAAAAAUCUUUAUGUAAACAUGAACAUAUUUUAUAGUCAUCUUCCUGGUAAAAUAUUGUCUCAUUCUAGACAAACCUAAAGAAACUAACUACAUAUGAACAUAAUGGGCAAAUGGCAUACACAUCUCCUCAUAUUUUUAUAAUUAGUUACCCUAAAAUUAGUUACAUUGGCUGUGAAUCCAAAAAUUAUGUUAUAGGCAUAACAAACAAAAUACUUCCCUUCUAACACAUCUAUCCUCCUGGUCAUGCCAGACAAUGGGUGUUGUUUUGCUGGAAUAUGUAAGUAGUAAAGGCAUUAAGCAUAAAAGUACAUGAUGUAAUUGAAAUUAUAUGAAUAGUUGAACAAAUGUUAAGACCAAAACAAAAAGAAUGAUGUUGCCAAAUUCUUUGCAAGCCUCCUUUCAUUAGUUUUCAUUAUUAGUUUAUUAGUUUUCAUUAGUCAUGUCUGCUAGAAACAUUUCUAGCAGUGAGUGCAUCAGUGAGUGUGUGUGUGUGUAUGCAUGUGCUUUGGAUAAAAUGUAUUUGUAAAAAACAAUGGUGUUUUUCUGUAGAAUACUUGAUUAUUUCUUCCAUUUACUUCCAGUCCUACUUCAAUUAGCUAUUUAUUAAAAGUGAUCAUUGCAAUAUCUUACAACAUUGCUUUGAAGCUCUGGCUCAGUGUGGGCUGAAAUAUCACCACAUAUAUUUUAAAUUCUGCAAAACUAUAGCGACUGUAGUUUGUUUUUUUUUAAGUGUGUUGCAAUGAUAAUUUCUGAACAAAAUAUAUUUUAGGUUUUUGUUUGUUUCUAUAUAUGUUUGAACUGAAGAUGGACCUGAAGUAUUAAAUAGCCACAGAAGCAAAGCCUGUUAAGAAACAAAUGCCAUUUUAUUGCUUGGAUGUUCAUAGUAAUGGAGAAUGCUUGAAUUGAGAGGAUUCUAAAUUCAUAUAGCAAAAAAUUAACCCAUGACUGGAAUCUAAAAGCUAAAAACCAUUUAAAGGUAAUACAUUUAAACCACUUCUCCUUAAGCCUCUUCAUUUAUUGUACUCUUCAUGCUGCUCCACAAUAUGGCCUCCGAUUUUCUCUGUGAAGGAAGAUGUGAACUUAUUCUACUCAAACUACAUAGAGGUUGUAGAUUUGGAUAGAACAAUAAUAUAAUGGUUAUUAGUGAGUAUAUUCAAAAUUAUGAUAAAUGUUAUCAAUUGCAUCUUAACUGUUUCUUCUGUUGAGGCCUACCAGUCUGGCAAUCUGAUGCCUGAUAACAUCGAAAUAUCUUGUGGUACCUUCAACACAAACCAUUUUAUUAUUGCUGAAUUUUUAUUUCCAGGAUAUAGGAAAUGGAAGCCGAAUACAGAAAACAAAUUUAAUUUCCCCACUUAUCUGUAUGUCAGAUAAGUGAGAGUAGAGUGAAGAAAAUUAGAAUAUGGUAUAAAGAAAGAUAUUUGGUACCAUUCAAUGCUUUCUCUUCUGGGUGAAUCCGCAUACCUUCCACAGGGAAAAGAUCAGGCACACAGAUAAGCUCUGUUGCUCUUUUAUUCAAUCUGCUUAAAUAAAUUAAAUUAAACAGUUAAGAUGCAAUCUAUAACAUUUAUCACAAUACUGAUUAUAGUUAUUAAUAGCCAUUAUAUUAUUGUUCUAUCCAAAUCUACAACCUGCAUGUAGUUUCAGUAGAAUAAGUUCAGAUAAAGAACAGAUAAAGCUAGAAUUUCAGGAGCAUGAGUUGGCGAUAGUUGCCUGAACUUGUAAAUCUCUGGUUUGGCCAAGCUUCAGACAAACAAUGGAUUGAUUAGUUAAAUCAGCAGUAUUUUAGUUCCCUUGUGCUAAAAAAUUUUCUGUCUCCAGAAUCUAUGUGAUUGUACAGACCCAAUUAAACUAAUUAUUUUCUAAACAUAGUCUUCAGCAAUUCAUUUAAUUUGUUUCCUAUGUCCCUUGCAAUGCAUAUGAACAUCAUACCUGCUCAAUUCAAGCAUUAGACAAUACUGGAAAAUGAUGGCAAAACUCUGAUUAAUAAGAUGACAACAUGCUGAUUAGCUUUUUAUUGAUAAAUUGGCUUGUAGUGAAAAUAAAGUCAGGAAUAACUUCAUAGAAACUACACUUUGACAAACACAACCAUCUUUCAACUGUUAAGUAAGAAGAGACAAGUCUAUUAAAGUUUGUGUGCAAUGUUCCAUCUCCAGAAAAUCCUUGCCCAUUUCUCUUGAAGUUAAAGAUUGGAGAAGGACUGAUUGCAAAUCAGUAAAGCUGCUUGAAUUUUCAAGUUGAUGGUUCACUUUAAAGGCAUUUUGAGAAAAUCACCCCUUCAGAUUGAACCUCUGAAUCACUGAAGCAAUUUGAUAUGUCAAAUAAAAUUGGGUGUUCCUUUCUUGAAUGCAAUCAACAAUUUGAAUUAAACUUGACUGAAUGAACUGAAUCAACUCAAAUUGCAGAGUUAAAUCAAUUAUUUCAGCCAAACUUGGCUGAUUUUUAUAUCUAAAAAAACAGUUACUUUUCAAUUAUGAUCUUUGGAUAUAUCGAAGGUGAACUAUACAAUGCCUAAGAUGAUUUUUUUACAAUGGCACUAAGUUUAGGGUGUGAGGUUUGUUGGAUAAUUUUUGUGUUGACAACUGUCUGAGAAACAAGUGAAUCAGUCAUCUAAGUUUUUCUCUCUUAAGACACAAUUGUGGUAUUUUUUGCAGGUAGUCUCAUUCAUUUGGGAUCUGUAUAAAAGGUAGGGCAUUUAAAUUAUAGCCCUUCAGAAAUUAUUGGACUGAAACUUCCAUUGCUCCAUAUAAUUGGCCAAAUUGCUAAGGCUUAUAAUUGGGUUCAAUAAUAUCUGGUGGAACACAUAUUGCUAACUUCUGAUUUAGAUUAAUGCACAAAUUUUAUAGGGGGAAAAACAGGAAAAGGAAAUAUCUUUAAAUACAUAGUGCUGAGCACAUUGUAAGCCGCCCUGAGUCUUCGGAGAAGGGCGGCAUAUAAAUCAAAUUAAAAAUAAAUAAAUAAAUAAAUAAAAAAUAGUGAACUAGGUAAAAUUCUAGAAACUAACCCUAGAAAACUACAGUAUUUUUUUGAGUAGAGAAAUAAGAUAUGAGAAAGCCUUACAAAGUUUCCGAUUCUUAGAUCACUCCAUGUAGUAUUGAUUAAACUAGCUUGAUUAUUGCAUCUUUUUGUUUGAAAAAGAAAUGUUACUUUUAAAUUUCAGCUGACCUUAUUCAAUUUAAUGGAACCAGAUUUGUUGAUAUCUAGUUGUGCCUUGAUUUGCCUCAGGUUUGAAUAUGUCUGUUUCACAAUUACCAGUAUUUAAAUGGCAUGAGUGCAAAUUUAAAUGAUUGUACAUACUUCAUAUAUUUCUAUACCUGGAUGCAAAUAAGACUGAACUGCUACUGUCAACAUAUAAAAGAUUAUAAUAAUAAAAUCACUAUAAAAUGCCUAUUA